Messenger RNA from Blepharisma stoltei, 1362 nucleotides. The record is from the annotation of a GenBank genome assembly. Lineage: Eukaryota; Ciliophora; Heterotrichea; Heterotrichida; Blepharismidae.
AUGUUAUCAUUACUUAUAUUAGGGGUGUUUUCUGUUGUCAUCUCAAAAGAACUUAUAGAAGAGCACUUCAUAAAAACUGAGGCAGGUAAAUACUACAAAAUAAACAGUGUCAGUGACAAAGAAAAAUCAUACUAUGAAUCUGAAAAAGGCUGCAGCUUAAAAUGCUGUGAUGUCUGCUUGCAAUACUCUGAAGGCUCAGCAUUAGUUCAAUGCACUCAUCAAUGUGGUUGUGACUGCUUGGUAUCAGAAAUUAAAGAAACUCAGCUUUAUUCUGACUUAAAAAUUAAAGUGAAAUUGCCAAGAGGAGAAGACAGCCAUUGGAAAAUUAAAGUCAAAAAAGAAGACGAGCAUGGAAAUGAAAAGAAAUUAAAGUUCCAAGGGUAUGGAGACCAUAAUGAAACAUAUGAAGAGCAUCAUGCAUGGCUUGAUAUAAAAGAAGAUGACGAAUAUUUGGACUAUGACUGCUACCAUGAGGAUGAGCACCACAAUUAUCAUCAAGAAGGCGACCACCAUAAGCAUCAUCAAGAAGAUGCAGAACUUCAUCACGAGGGCAAGGAAUGCAAGUGUCAGAAGUGCGAAGAAAAAAGGGAUGAUGGCCACCAUAGAUAUAUUAAAGGGGAAAUUAACCUCCAUCACGAAGAAAAUGGCGAAUGUCAUCAUGAGCAUGAUCACGAGCAUGCUCUAGAAAUUGAUAAAUAUAAAAGCUAUGACCCAGAGACCAACUCUUCUGAUACUUAUAUAGAAUGGAAAACUCCCUCAGGAGAGCAUGAUGGCUACUAUGAAUCUGAAGCCAAACCUCGGGAAGGUGGCUGGGAUAAAGAUUUUGAAAUAAGGUUUCCUCGUCAUAAUGUCACGGUUAAUGGCUCACUCAGUAGAGAUGUGGAAGAUACCAAUUGCACGAAUGAAAGAGACAGCGAAUGGGAUAUGCAAAUUGUGAAGCACGAAGAAAAUUACACCCACAUUCUUAAUGUUAAUGGUAGUGACCAUAUUUAUAGAGAAAAAAGUAAGGAUGCAGGAAGCCUAGACACAGGCUUUAAAGUAGACUGGGAUUUUGUUCAUGCUGUUAAUAUAAAACCAAUAAAAAUGACGUCUUGUGAGAGCAGAUGUGAUGCGUUUUGUCAAGGAGUUGAAAAUAAAGAAAAAGAUUGUAAAGAAAUUUGCUACGAUAAAUUCUGCACAGAUACAGCUGAUGUGCAUAUAGAAGAAUCAAAAUUUGGGAGCGCUCUCUUAGUUCUUAUUUCUAUUAUUUUCUUAGGAAUCAUCUCGUCAGCACUUUAUAAUAAAUUCACUGCUGCAAGAAGAAAAGCCAAAAGAAUAACAACUCCUUAUGAAGAAAAUCUAGUAGGAUAUGUGAGGCUUUAA